Arachis stenosperma is the source of this 1701-nucleotide messenger RNA. RefSeq names its product 11-beta-hydroxysteroid dehydrogenase B. NCBI's taxonomy places the organism in Eukaryota, Viridiplantae, Streptophyta, Magnoliopsida, Fabales, Fabaceae. The record is from RefSeq and is a predicted model, not a curated record. The coding region runs from base 58 to 1119 and encodes 353 amino acids. The transcript is spliced from 6 exons. Gene Ontology annotation, molecular function: oxidoreductase activity.
CCCUUGCUUCCUCUCUUCUUUCUUUCAUUCAUCAUCUUUCUUCUAUCACUCAUCAUCAUGGAUUUGAUAAACAGUGUGCUCAACUUGUUUGUCCCUCCUGCCAGUUUGAUCACGCUGGCUUUCUCAUGGCCUGCACUCUGUUUCCUCCAUGCCUGCGAGUGGCUCUACAACACCGUCUACGGUGACAACAUGGAUGGCAAGGUCGUCAUCAUCACCGGUGCUUCUUCCGGCAUCGGAGAGCAAAUAGCAUAUGAGUAUGCAUUGAGGAGAGCAUGUUUAGUGCUGGUGGCACGAAGAGAGCACAGAUUAAGAGGGAUUGCGGAGAACGCCAGAAGAAUGGGCGCAAGGCAUGUCAUGAUUGUCGCAGCUGAUGUUGUUAAAGAAGAUGAGUGCCGCCGAUUUGUCAAUGAAACCAUCAAUUUCUAUGGCCGUGUUGAUCAUCUUGUAAAUACAGUAAGUUUGGGACACACAUUCUACUUUGAGGAAGUUACAGACACAUCAGUUUUCCCUGUUCUCUUGGAUAUUAAUUUCUGGGGGAAUAUUUAUCCAACACUUGUGGCUCUUCCUUACCUUCAUCGAACCAACGGUCGCGUGAUUAUCAAUGCAUCGGUUGAGAGUUGGUUACCUUUGCCAAGGAUGAGUUUAUAUGCUGCUGCAAAGGCAGCAUUAGUGAACUUCUAUGAGACUCUCAGAUUUGAAUUGAGAGAUGAAGUUGGAGUAACCAUAGCAACUCAUGGUUGGAUUGGAAGUGAGAUGACAAGUGGCAAGUUCAUGCUAGAGGAAGGCGCCGAGAUGCAGUGGAAAGAAGAAAGAGAGAUGAAUGUGAUAGGCGGACCGGUAGAGGAGUUUGCGCGGUUGAUGGUGGCGGGGGCAUGUAGAGGAGAUGCAUAUGUGAAGUAUCCAAGUUGGUAUGAUGUGUUUCUACUAUACAGGGUGUUUGCUCCAAAUGUUCUAAACUGGGCAUUUAGGCUCUUGAUUGCACCACAAGGCACCAAAAGGACUUCAUCCUAUGUAGGCACCGGCAGAUCCCUUGAGGGAAGGCCCAUGUUGGAGGCACCAUCCCCGAGAACCGCCCUCCUCGCUCCCUAUAGCUUCUCCGGCGGCGGCCAGUUGAGUUAAAAUGGAUUCAAUCAAAGGGAUCCCAUCCCCUCCAAGCAAUGAAGGAAGCAAGGAAGCUGUGGUUUAACUUGUAUUCUUGAAUUCUUGUUGGAAGCUUGUUUUUGUGGACCUAUUAUUAUGUCAUGUAGUCUCAGACCUAUCAUCUCUUUAUGUGAAACUACGAAAAUAAAUCUCUCUGGUAAUGCAUCUGUCGUAUGAAUCAAAUAUCUUGAGAACACUAUCUCACCGAAAUUGAAUUUCCUGCCUUAGAGACUUAAAAUGCGGAGAGCUUUUCAUGAAACUGGCCACCAAAUCUGUCAUUACCUAUAUAUUUGUAUAAAUAUACAUAUUUUGUUUAAUUUAUUUUUAAUAUAUAUUUUAUAUGAAUAGUUGAUUUUGUGUGUGUAUAUUUUUGUGUACAUUUAAGAUGAAUUAAUAAUUAUAAAGCUAAUAAAAUUUAUUACAAAAAAUGUUUGAUUUGCAACAAAGAUGGCCCUUUUUAAAAUUUUCAGUGCUGCUAAAAAAUAGAUUAUAUGAUCUGACUUGGGAAGUUUAAACUUCAAAGUGAAGAAGUUUUUAAUGGAAAGCAAGAGUUUUUAUUUG